ACCUGUUGGCCAGCCCCGGCCCCGGCCCCGGCCCCGGCCCCGGCCCCGGCCCUCGGUGAACCCAACCUCCCGGGUGGGUCCCGCCCGCCACCAGGGUAGCCCUGUCGGCCGGCUCCACGCCGGCCGCCCCUGCGGCUUCCGACGACGUGCCCGGCGGCGUCCGCCGGCCCCGGAGCCGGGAGACCUGUGCGCCCCUCGGCCGACGGCUCUUGUGUCGGGGUGGCACACGAACGCUUCGCCGGGAUCAAAAAUUCUCGGCCCAUCGGAUUUCUUUUCCUGCCUGCGCGGCCAGACGCCUCCCAGCCGAGCCGACGGGCAGCCCGCGGCCCGCGCCCGGCCCGCCGACGCGCUCGACCGGCAACGGGGCGUCCCCACCCCGCGGGGAGCAGAGACACGGCACCAGCCAGCAAGCCGCACCUCGGGGCGGACAGCGGGAGAAUGGAAGCAGGCGGAAGCGUGCGGUGGGACGCGGCUGGAAGCCGCCGGCCCCCCGCGUCACUGGACUCGAAUCGCCGGCAGAGGCGGCGGGCGGGCGGCCGCCUGCUCAUGCCGGCUCUCCGGCGGUCCGCGGAGGUCGUCGGCCCCGGGCCCGCCUCGUGCGGGCCCGGCACGGAACCGCCCUUCGCCGCCGGCUCCCGCGGCGCACCGCCUUCUGGGCUUUUCCCCGCCCCCGGUCGGCGACGCUUGCCGGGCGGCCCCGCCCUGCGACGUCACCCUGCCUGGCACCGCCUUCCGGGCUUUCCCCGCCCCCCUGCUGGGCGACAGCUGGGGCCGACGGCGGUGGCCCCGACCCACCCACGCCCCAGGCGGCUCCCCAAGCGGCCGGCCGCUCGGCACGGCGACAACGCCUGCGGGGGCUGAGGAGCGGGCCGACGGGGCCGCCGGCAGCUUGAGGCUUUCGCUCCGACGGCGCCUUCCUUCCCGCUCGCCCCCGGCCGGCCCCACUGAAGCCUGCAGGCAGACGGCAGCCCCGCUGAUCGAGCCAGCCAAGCAGAAAGCGAGGUGGAAGCCGGGCCGCCAUCUGCUCGGACCCGGACGGGGGAGGGAGCGCCGCCGGCUUCCGAAGGCCCUCUCCCGCCCUCCCUCCCUCUCGGGGAGAAGCGAAGGCGGCGAGGGGCUCAGGCCGAUAGGGGAGAGCCGCUCGACGCAUCGCACGGCGGCCCGCCGGCUGACAGCAGGUCAAACCAGCGGCCGGCCGACAGUCUACCCAGCCGCUGAAGGCCGCCGGCCGACAAAGGCCCCUCGCGUGCAACAGGUCUACCCAGUGGCCACCAGCCGCCGAGGGCGGCUCGCGUGCCCCUGGGUGCCACCCCAGGGGCCGCCAGCCGCCAACGGCCGCCGGCCGCCGAAGGCCGCUCGCGUGCCGCUGGGCUCCCCACCCAUAAAGGCCGCCAGCCGCCGCGGGCCGCUCGCGUGCCGCUGGGGCUCCACCCAAGAGGCCGCCAGCCGCCGCGGGCCGCUCGCGUGCCGCUGGGCGCCCACCCCAGAGGCCGCCAAGGGCUGGGCCGGAGCCGCUCGCUCUUGGCGUGGCCAACGGGUGGACUUCCCCCGCUUCCACCAGCGCCCGCGCGCCGGGGAAGGGAAGCCCGCCGCCCGCCGCCGCCGCCGCCCUCGAGGCCAAGCCCCCGCCCCGCGUAUCGGGCCUGGGACCCGCGCGGAGGGAAGUCGAGGCCCCUCGCGGCCCGCGGCGGGGCCCCUCUCGGCCCGUCGCGGCACGCGGCUCCCACCCCCCAAGGAUUUGGGCUCGGCCGCGCGCUCCGGCCCCCGGACUCCGCGUAUCGGGCCUGGGACCCGCGCGGAGGAGAGCGCGAAGGCGCGGCCAGGGGGGGGGGACGACCGCGCCGGCCCGGGCGCCCGCGCGCCCGCGCCGCCGGAGCCCCCUGUCGGCCCCGGGCCCGCCGCCGAGAGAGGCCUCGGUGGAGGAGGAGGAGGAGGAGGUGGACGAGAGGAGGCGCCGCGCACGCGCGCGACGCCCCUGCCCGCGCCGGGUGCCCCACGAUCGUGCGGUACGCGGCGGGGGAGAGGCGGCGCCGCAUCCGUCCGCCCCUCCGGGCCCCGACCACGAGCGGCGCUCCGCACCGGGCCCGCCCGCCGGAGCGGGCGGGCGGCCGGCUAUCGCGAGCCCACCGAGGCUCCGGCGGCGCUGCGGUAUCGCUACGUCUAG
This is a messenger RNA of Poecile atricapillus (Black-capped chickadee), 2164 nucleotides long. RefSeq names its product collagen alpha-1(I) chain-like. The annotation marks the transcript as partial. Lineage: Eukaryota; Metazoa; Chordata; Aves; Passeriformes; Paridae. The record is from RefSeq and is a predicted model, not a curated record. The transcript has 6 exons.